Macrosteles quadrilineatus (aster leafhopper) is the source of this 827-nucleotide messenger RNA. It is a transcript of the gene TfIIA-S, whose product is annotated as transcription initiation factor IIA subunit 2. The record is from RefSeq and is a predicted model, not a curated record. Gene Ontology annotation, biological process: RNA polymerase II preinitiation complex assembly; transcription initiation at RNA polymerase II promoter. The transcript is spliced from 4 exons. Gene Ontology annotation, molecular function: RNA polymerase II general transcription initiation factor activity; TBP-class protein binding. Lineage: Eukaryota; Metazoa; Arthropoda; Insecta; Hemiptera; Cicadellidae. The coding region runs from base 377 to 712 and encodes 111 amino acids. Gene Ontology annotation, cellular component: transcription factor TFIIA complex.
GUCAGUGUCAGUUCAGUGGUCAGUGCGUUGGCUUGUUGGCUAGGGAGGAGUUAGUCUUUAGCUCGUUAGCUGUGUUAACUGAUAGUAGAAUACGAGAACUUAAAUUGCAGUUAAUUCAUUUACUGUCAUUCACUAAGUCAUUCCUCCCAUAAGUCAUUCACCUACCUAUUUGGUUCAUACCUAUACGAUAGGUUUAUAAAAAGUUAACAUCCUGCAGUAGUUUUUUAAAGCUAGCCUAUCUGAAAAGUUCAUUUAUUACAUUUGGUUAGUCAAAACCGAUAAGUUAGGCUAAAAAUUAUUUUAGGCCUAUGGACAAGAUAUUUUAGGUAGGCUAACAUCUGACUGCAGUUAAUACAGGCUAGGUCAACUAACUAAAAUGACGUACCAGUUAUACAGAAACACAACCAUUGGAAACACACUUCAAGAGAGCCUCGAAGAACUAAUGCAGUAUGGACAAAUCACACCAGGCCUUGCUUUAAAAGUCUUACUUCAGUUUGACAAGUCUAUCAACAAUGCGCUAGCAACCAGGAUGAAAUCUAGAUUGACAUUCAAGGCAGGGAAGCUCAACACUUACAGGUUUUGUGAUAAUGUAUGGACAUUUAUGUUAAAUGAUGUGGAAUUCCGAGAAGUUCAAGAAGUAGCAAAGGUAGACCGAGUCAAGAUUGUUGCCUGUGAUGGAAAAAAUGUUGGAGAUGACAUCGCGAGGAGAUAGAUAACUACAAAUUAAAUAACAACUAUCAUUUUUGGUUUUAAUUGUAUUUAUGAAUUAAAAUUUUAUUUGAAUUUUAAAGAAAGAAAUAAAGUUUUUAUUGUUGUAAGAUUUUAAA